Messenger RNA from Eurytemora carolleeae, 2764 nucleotides. RefSeq names its product leucine-rich repeat extensin-like protein 5. The transcript has 3 exons. Gene Ontology annotation, biological process: negative regulation of DNA-templated transcription. The record is from RefSeq and is a predicted model, not a curated record. Bases 159 to 1694 code for a protein of 511 amino acids. Gene Ontology annotation, cellular component: nucleus. NCBI's taxonomy places the organism in Eukaryota, Metazoa, Arthropoda, Copepoda, Calanoida, Temoridae.
UAGGCCCAACCUGCCGGACACCGGUCGGGACAGUACAACUACUAGGCCCAGUCUGGCCACCAGUUCUAUGAGUCAGUCGAGUUUCAGUUUUCGAAGAGUAAACUUCUAGAAAUGUUUAAAAAAUAGAGCUUCUCACGUUAAGUUAGUAUUUAAUCAAAAUGCAGUUAACAGCAGUUUCAUCAAGUUACAUUCAACCUAGCAGUACUGAGAGCAUGAAGAGUCCUCUGGAGAUGCUUGCUAAUACUUGUAAUAAACUAGAGACAGAGAUGCUUUCAUCUAAACCAUCUCCAUUCCUUCCUGAGUCCAGGAAUCCACCAUCUCCUCCCACCCGCUCCCUUCUCCCCUCCCCCUCCCAAUCCAUCUCUCCAGGAUCCUCUGCUCCCUACAGAGGAGCUGUAUCUACUGUUCCAAUGUACACCCCUGCUCCCACUUCUCACCUCCCAGUUCGAACAGCUCCUACUCGAAGCUCCCUAGACGCCCUACCGCUCCAGAAAGUGUCUCCCAGAGCAUCUCCAUUAGGCUCCAUAUAUGCAUCUACAAGCCUCAAACUAGAGCCUCUGUCUUUAGUGUCUAGUUCACGUAUAUCUCCCUCUAGCUCCCAACCUCAACCACCUAAAGACCUAAAAGCUCCCAAAAGACCUGAAAUUGGAGCCCUAAAAGUGAAAUCAGCGGAGUCCCUCUCCCCUCGGACAAGUUCUCCCAAGAACUCUUCCUCCCCCUACUCGUCCUCAUCACCUAAACUACCAGCAUCGUCCCCCCGUUUAUCCAACUCGUCUCCUCGACCCCCCUCCGGUCUAUCAGGUCCUUUCCCCGGACUACCGGGACUACCAAUGAGUAGCUACGGACUAACUGCACACCUCUAUGGGCAACCAGUGACAAGUAUGGCUGGACUACAAGCUCUCCAGUAUUCCCAGUAUCUAGCUCAGGGUUCUGCUCCUCCCCCCUGUACUGAUCCUCUCUGCCGAGAUCCAUCCUGUCCUACCUUUGCUCUCAGAUCCGCCCAGGCUCAGUAUUUGUCUCAGUCUCUAGGAUAUGGAUAUCCUGGUAUCCCAGUUAGUCUUCCUCUUGGCUACCCUUCUCCCUAUCCAAUGCUCCAACCUGGAUUCCCUGGAUUCCCUGGGCUCCCGUACACCCCUCCCUACCUCCAAGGGCUCCCACAAGCCACUCAGGAGGCUCCAGGAGCACCUCCUCCUUCCACCUCCGCUCCUACCGGAUCCUCACCCUUCUCCUGCAACUGGAUGCAGGGGAAGGAGUUCUGUGGCAGGAGGUUUAACUCUAGCGAGGAGCUGAUGGGACACCUUCGCUCCCAUACCUCACCCAUUCAUGCUCCAACCAGCUCCAGUGCUCUAGCUGUUCUUCAAGCUCAGGCCGCAGCACUAAGGAGCCAACCCUCUCCUUCUCAGGGUUCUCCUCGCUCUAAUUCUCGCUCCACACCUUCAGCUAGUCCUCCUACCUCGGAGUCAAGAUAUCAUCCUUACUCCAGAUCUCCGGCCGGUCCUCCUCCUCCUCACCAUCCCUCUCUCCCUCCUCAUCUCACCACCCUCCCACCUCAUCUCUCCUCCCUCCCUCCUCAUCUUUCUCAAACUCUUCCGCCACACUUUGCAGGUCUUCCGCCUCAUCCAUCCGGUCUUCCGGCCCACCUACUCUCCUCUCUAUAUGGAGCUCCUCGUCCUAUCCUUCCCGUUCUUCCGUAAACAAAGUUCCUGAUUCAAUCUUUUCUACCUCUAAACCUGAGCUUCUAUAUAAACCUUUCAGAUAAAUCUAAGUGAUAAAAACUAAAGCAUUAAACACUGAUAUUUUGAACAAUGAGUUAUCCUACAGUAAUUUGCGAUCCUUCGCAUCUUUGUUGAUCCUACAUAACUCUUCUUAAUCCUUCUCAACUACUGAGGAUCCUUCAAAACUACUCAGAAUCCUCAAAAACUGUCCAGGAUCCUUUUAAAGUUCUCCGGGAUUCUUUUAAACUAUUGUGGAUCCUGCUUAAUUCCCCUGAUCCCUAAAUAUGUCCCUUGAUCCUCUCCAAGAAGCAUUCGCUUGUUGAACGUUGUUAUGUCGGCCCCCCGCUGGUUCUAGAUAGAUAGAUGGACAGAUAGAAGACAGAUAGAUAGAUAGCUGACAUUUUACAGAUUGCUGGAACCCGAGACCAUGAUUCAUUCUGUCAAUUCCAUUCUCCAGCCAUCCUUCAAGACAGGGAGUAAACCAAAACCUAGAACCGGAGUAAACCAAACCUAGAACAUUCAACCUAGUCCGAAGUACACCAAACCUGGAACGUUUCUCUGAAAGAUCAGCUCCUAAUCCUCCAUUUUGUAAAACAAAUGAAGCAACCUGAUUUAACCUUGGUUCUAACCAAUCUACAAUAUCAUAUUCUAUCUUCUAACAUGUGUUCACUAAACACUCAACGGAAAUCAUCAAAUUUUGACCGAGUAACCAAACCAAACAAUGGUAUUGAAAUCCGCCAAGAAGAAAAAUCCCGAAAUCCGCGAAUUAGUGUAGUGUGUGUACAGUGUACAGGGACCGGGCCGGCAUGUCUUAGCUAAUGAGUUUUCUGUCCACGGUAAUAUGAAACCUAUCAUUAGUGAUAGAUGAUAGAACACGGCUAGAGGGGCAACUUGGGGACGUACAUAAGGAGACAUAAACUAAAUCAAGAAAAUCAAUCCAAAGAUCAAUUUUAAAAUCAACGUAUCAAAGAAGAAUGGAGUUAACAAAAGAAUAUUAUUAACUGUAUAAAUGGCUGUGCUUAUUUCUUAAAUAAAAAUUUUAAAAUAUA